Messenger RNA from Rotaria sp. Silwood2, 375 nucleotides. NCBI's taxonomy places the organism in Eukaryota, Metazoa, Rotifera, Eurotatoria, Philodinida, Philodinidae. The record is from the annotation of a GenBank genome assembly.
AUGGAAUCUUCGAAGACCAAUGAUGAUGAAAAUUUGCAAAUAAAACAUGAUUUAUUACUUCAAUUUUUGUGUGAACAUAAUCUUUCCUGGUCAAUUAAAUUACAUGUUAAUACUCUUUAUGUAGAAUUUCCUAAAGAAAUAUCCGAAGGAUCAAAAGAAAAAUUAGUUAGUCUGCUUGAAUUUGCUGAUGAUGCAUUACAUUGUAAAAAUGUUGUUAUAUAUUUUGAUAAAACACGUUCUGAUCGAGCAAUGGUAGUAAAAACAUUUAUGUUUCUUGGCUUUCAUAUAUUAUCACCUGAGAAUAUAUUAAUGCAAAAUAUUGAUAAACAACCCGAUCAAUUAUAUAUGGUUUAUUUUAUAGACGAUGAUGGGUAA